This is a messenger RNA of Gamsiella multidivaricata, 2238 nucleotides long. RefSeq lists its product as uncharacterized. The record is from RefSeq and is a predicted model, not a curated record. Bases 208 to 2016 code for a protein of 602 amino acids. Gene Ontology annotation, molecular function: protein binding. The transcript has a single exon. Lineage: Eukaryota; Fungi; Mortierellomycota; Mortierellomycetes; Mortierellales; Mortierellaceae. Gene Ontology annotation, cellular component: cell cortex of cell tip.
GAUGCAAUAUCCUCUUUCAUCAUCUCUUCCCUUCUUUCAUACUCUCCUCUCUCUCUUACACUCACUCUCACCCUCAUCCUCCAUUCCCCCACUCUUCUAUCUCUCACCCUCACACAACCUCUUAUUCUUUUCACACAUAUACAUCAUUAUCUACUCAAACAUAUACACAUAUAUACUCCGAUAUCGCUCUAUUAUCCUUCCUUCACAAUGUCCCGACGAGUCCUGACUUCCAGGCAGGUCGCCCUUCUCCUCACACAUAUCACCACACUUUUCCUUUGCAUCUCCUUUGCCCCUGCUGUUCACACCCAAUCAUUCCAGCCAGCUGUUGUAUUUCAAUCUAACAACGUCUUCAUCGAGGGCCAGGCCAUGUACGUUAUGGCUGGCACUCCCUCUGUCGAUUCCGACAUCACUACUCCGCAGAUGUUCAUGAUGGAUCUCUCUGUCUCUUGGAACGCGACCAGCCCUAUUUUCAAGAAGUUGCCCAAUGGGCCCACCGCCGUGUAUCACACUAGCACUCUCUCGGCCGACAAGCAGAGUUGGUUUGCGCUGUUGAACAACGACGCCUACCUGUACAACUUCCAGAACGCAACAUGGACCUCCAUAUUGACAAGUCCCUACAUAAACAAGUAUUUGCUGGACGGAGCUGUGGUGGACCCAGAUACAGGCAUCAUUUAUAGUCCGAAUGGAUAUGUCACUACCACAGGCGAAGUUUCAAUGUUGAGAGUGAACCUGAACACUUCUGUGUUCGACAACGUCCCUCAGUACUCUACCAAAAACGUAUCGGAGAAUUACAGCGCAGCCUGGAGCUCAGCGAUUCAGGGCAUGCUCUUUAUCACUGAAAUAGGAAGCGAGCUACACGUCUACAGCCCCACAAGAGGAUGGAGCGCUCCAAGCGGAAGAGGAGCAAUCCCCAGUCAACGCGCCGCCGCUUGCCUGAUCCCAGUGUACGGAGGCUCGAAAAUGGUACUGUUUGGCGGCUACUCAAGAUUGACGGCCAGUGCACUAAGUGAUAUCUAUGUCCUGGAUAUUGCGACUUGGACAUGGACAAAAGGACCCGACGCCAACUUACCGAAUGGGCGACUGGGAGCCUCAUGUGCUGUCACCAACGACCAAUUUGUCAUCUGGGGCGGCAAGAGUUCCAGCCCAACUUUGGAUGUCAUGGCUGAUAAUACUGCCUUGAUCUACAACUUAAAAACCAACACAUGGAUAAACUCCUUUGUCGCCCUGCCCAAGCCUACAGCAACUCUGAGCGCCUCCACAUCCACCUCUGCCGCCGCCGGCUCAAGCUCCAUCUCUUCGUCGACUUCACCUGACAGCUCCAAAUCCAAUACUCCCUCGCCAACUACAGCGAACGACAACAGUUCCCGUAUCGUUAUUAUCGUUGGGUCAAUUGCAGGGGUACUCGCCAUGGUCUUGAUGGGCGUAGGACUGGCUUACUAUCGCACUCGCUACAAGAAAACCGCUUCCGAAAACCCCAUCGAUGGCUCAUCGAAUCAGUCGGACCUCAAGGAUUACCCUGACGGAAGCGCGUACGCAUUGCAGCAGCGAAACCCUCCUUAUCCACCUCCUCCUCCUGUCAUGGACGCCAAAUGGUCAAGUCCUCGUCCUUAUGAUAGAGCGCCCCGUAAUCCGGAAGCUAUCGUGGAUGAUCAAAAGCAUGGCUAUUACCCUCCACCGGGAUCCAUGGAGCUUUCAAAUCCCUAUCUCAAGCAAGAGGCGGAACUAGGCAGGCAGGAGUGGGGUCGACCGCAUGAAGGCACCUACGGUGCUCAGAGUAUUUCUCAGCACCCACACACAGAUUACAACGACUUGGCGAGGAGGGGUCGACCUCAACAGGGCGAGUAUGGCGCGCAACGGCAUUCAGAACAUCCCCAUGUCGAUAUGCAGGUCCAUCGCCCACUGGAUAGCUCAAGUCAUGGAUAUCACGAUAGACGACCAUACUCUCAACAUCCCCAAAGACUCAAGAGCGAAUCCAAGGCGAUAGAUGGCCUUUUGCAGGCAUACUACGCUCCAUAACUCAUAUUGCAACAACCGAGCACUCUCAAUUUAAAGCAAUCGCACAACAUAUCCUGUACUAUAUACCUCAUCAAUAGAGACGAUCCGUAUACAAGCAAUAGCAUGUCAGAACAUCUAAUCUAAUAUAUCAAUAAUAUGCACUCUUCCUCUAAUACCUCACCUGCACGUGACGUUGUUUAUAUUUUAGUAGCGUGAACGCGUCUUAAAGGAUUCUUGUAGUUA